UGAGCCUCCGGCGUGAGAGGGAAACCACGACUGGAGUACGGCGCGUGCGCAGAGUUGGGAUUGCGAUUGCGAUCCCUCUUCUGCGGUGGUUCUGGUUCCCGCAGAACUUUGGGGGUGGAGACUAAACCUGGGGCCAGGUCCUGAACACACACGGGUCCUCUCCAUGAGCGCCUCGGGCUUCCUCCGUUUUCCUGCACCCCUGACCAGAAGGUGCAUGGUGCCGUGGGGACUCUGGCUCAGGGAGAGGCCAGCCUUGUUAUCUCCAGGAACAGCCGUCACCCCGGCCCAGAUGGCAGGCAGGAAGGACCGCCCUGCUCUGCUUUCCCUGGAUGAGAGUGAACUGGAAGAGCAGUUUGUGAAAGGACAUGGUCCAGGGGGCCAGGCCACCAACAAAACCAGCAACUGCGUGGUGCUGAAGCACAUCCCGUCGGGCCUCGUCGUCAAGUGCCAUCAGACAAGAUCCGUCGAUCAAAACAGAAAGCUAGCUCGGAAAAUCCUACAAGAGAAAGUGGACGUUUUCUACAACGGUGAAAACAGUCUUGUUUACAAAGACAAGCGAGAGGCAGAGAAGAAAAAGCAAGAAAGGAAGAAAAGAGCAAAGGAAACCCUAGAAAAAAAGAAACGACUGAAAGAACUCUGGGAAUCAAGUAAAAAUGUCCAGGGAGAAAGAAGUGCAGAUUCUGACUGAAGAACGCCAGAUGCUUUCAGGGAGUAAUGGCGGUAAGUUCCAUCACCAGAGUCAUUAGAGAUUUUUGACAGGUUUAAGAGACGUGAAAUGUUUUAAAUGGCAGACUAAACUGUAGUGACCAGAGGUGCACACUUCGAGAGUAAAUCUGAGAGAAACAAGGAAGUCACUACGGUAAAGGGACAGUGGCUGUAGGGGGGACAGAGGUUGUCACUGUGAAGUGGUACUUGGAGGAGGUGUCCCUGGGGUGGCUGACAGUUCUAGUUCUUGACUUGGGCAGUAGGUAGAAGGAUGUUGCCUGAUUUCUUGAAGCUGUACAUUUGUGUGAUUGUAUCUUAUUAUCAAAGGUUAGAAAUAAAAAUAUUUUUUGGAAAAAGUAUUAGUAAGGUCCCUUUUUAUGGAGAACUGUAGAAGAGACAAACAGUAAUCGCAUUUAGUGUCACUGUGUCAUCUGCUGGGAGGUCACUGCUUAGUGAUAAUUAGAUGUCAGUCAGCUUAAUGUCAGGUUAAGAGAAUAAAAGCAAAAACAAGAUGGCAAAGAUUUACAAGUUAGUGAGUUAUUUCCCCAUUUACCCCAUUAGCUUAUUAGACUAUGUGACCAAAUCACCUCUCUGACAUG
Molecule: messenger RNA, 1304 nt
Organism: Rhinolophus ferrumequinum (greater horseshoe bat)
Lineage: Eukaryota; Metazoa; Chordata; Mammalia; Chiroptera; Rhinolophidae
Gene: MTRFR
Product: mitochondrial translation release factor in rescue
Exons: 3
Coding region: 164-688 (174 amino acids)
Biological process (GO): translational termination
Cellular component (GO): mitochondrion
Molecular function (GO): translation release factor activity
Source: RefSeq, a predicted model, not a curated record